Messenger RNA from Aspergillus ibericus CBS 121593, 1458 nucleotides. Its product is annotated as alpha/beta-hydrolase. Lineage: Eukaryota; Fungi; Ascomycota; Eurotiomycetes; Eurotiales; Aspergillaceae. The record is from RefSeq and is a predicted model, not a curated record. Bases 57 to 1256 code for a protein of 399 amino acids. Gene Ontology annotation, molecular function: hydrolase activity. The transcript has a single exon.
CCUCGCUUCUCCUGAACUUGUACAUACACAGGUCUGAACACUAUUUGGCGCCUAUGAUGGCACGCGCAUUUGCAGAGGAAGAUGCCAUCCCUAACGACUGGCGGACCCGACAGCCCGGCCUGACCAUCUGGUUGCUUGUCUCAGUCAUUCGCGUCCCGCUGCUCGCUUUCUUCUAUAGCAUCUACUAUAUUCUACCCUCAUUUCGACAGAGCUCGACAUGGACCUAUCGUCAGGCAUUCACCACCCGGCUGACAAAGAUAGCUAUGACCGUCAUCCGUGAAGUCGGCUUCACACAGUCUCUGAGUCUCGAUGCCGGCAAGCUGGGCGACCGCUGGGUGGUCAUGAGUCCCGCCUCCGCCGACUGCUAUGGUGGUGCCUUUGCUAGUGAUACCAUCAAGCCCGAGGCGAUCGGUGCGACAUGGUAUCCUGAUCCUCCGCUCAAGGCAUCGCCACAGUUGGUCAAGAAUGAUGACGAGGAAGACGACGACAAGAGUCUGGUGGUUCUUUCGUUCCAUGGCAGCGCUUUUCUAUGGCUGACUGGCCAACCUGACGACUCGGGGUUCACAGCCGACCUGCUGAACACGAAGCUGGGUGCCGGUGCCCGGUCGCUGUGGGUGCAGUACCGUCUCGCGGGCGGCAACAAUCCCACCCCGUAUCCCGGGCCCAUGCAAGACACCAUCACCGCAUAUCUCUACCUUGUCCAAGAUUUGGGCAUCUCCCCGUCUCGCAUCGUGCUGGCAGGUGAUUCUUCGGGGUCCACCAUGGCCAUGGCUCUCCUGCGCCAUCUCGCCUCGUUCCAGGACAAAGCCGGUCAUGUCCUUGCCGAGCUGCCACCGCCCAGGGCAUGCCUCUUAUUUUCACCAUCCGUAGAGUACAGCUACGAAGGCGACUCGCAGGCUGUCAACACCGAUCGAAAUCAAUCGACCGACUAUUGCGACGGACAGAUGGCAGCAUGGGGAGCGCGGGCCUUUGCACCGCCGGAGACGGUCCGUCUGGAUGAUCCCUACCUCUCGCCAUCGCUGCAUCCAUUCGCGACGCCGGUUCCAAUUUUCACUCAGGUGGGGGGCGCGGAAAUCCUGUGUGACAGUGUGAGGAGAUUCGUGGACGCAAUGCGCGCCGUUCCGGGUAAUCGGAUCGAGUAUCUCGAGGUCCCAGACGUGCCGCACGACAUUUAUAUGAUGGGACAUAUGCUGGGGUGGCCAGAGGAACAGACUAAGAUGAUGGAAGCGGCGGCAGAGUUUGUUCGAAGAGUCUAACUGUACACCUUAUAAUAUCCUGGUUAUUGAUUGUGCUUAUAAUUCGUUUUGAGUUAUAGCCGUUUGCUUCCACCAACACAUAGACCAUUUUCACUCCCAAGGCUCUGUCUCUAUUCUGAUCCCCAAUCUAUAAACCAAAAACUCGACGAAAUGCCCUUACAUCACAAUUACUAUGAAACACCAAACUAUCCUCAAAUCCUAC